AUGGGCCACCGCUGGCGCUGCGCUUACGCAGCUGGCGCCGCGCUGGCGCCCCUGCACUACCGGCACCUCUCGCAGCUGAAGUGCUUCGACAGGGAUUGGGACAAGCGGCAUCCGCCCGAUGGCGUGGCGUGCCAGGGCAACAGCCGCGUGAUGAUCUUGAUCAGGCACGGCCAGUAUGAGAACAAGGGCGGGCCCGGCUACGGCCAGCUGACGGCACUGGGCCGCGAGCAGGCCAGGCAGGCAGGGAGGCAUUUGGUGGCGCGCGCCCGCGAGGACCCAAAGUUCAAGAAGGCGCUCCUGAGAAUGACCAGCAGCGCCCUGGACCGCGCGGUCGAGACAGCCGACCUGAUCGAAGCGGAGCUGCGGGCCGAGAUCGCGUGGGUCGACGUCGAGCAGAGCUCCCUCCCUGGCAGCAUGCCCGUGCGCGAAGCGGCGGUGCGCGGCGAGGGGGAGGUAGAGUACGUCGCCGAGCCAGAGGCGCCCGUGGUCGUGGAGGAUCCGAAGAAUUGGCUGCAGCCACGCGUCGAGGUGUGCCGCGGCUCGCGCCUGAGGGUCCUCGGCGGGACGCCAGGAGCCGCGACGCUCGCCGCGGCACUCGCGGGCCCGUCGGCACGGGUGGCGGUGCACCAGGAUCGAGCUGCGGCCCGCCAGGCUGCCCCCCGCGUCGCGCUUCGGCGAGUGGGAGUGCAGCGGAUGUGGCAAGGAGAGCGCCCCGGCGGCGACAUCCACUGGUCCGACGACGCCGAGAACAACGGGCUCGGCUUCUGCAGCGCCUGCAGGGCGGCAGGGCCCCGGCACCGGAAGCUGAGGGAGGGAGACACGCUGGCGAGGGUCACCAAGGGCUCAGAGGAGUCCCCGGUUCGCAUGCGGCCCCCCUGUAUGCCCAACGACCCGAAUCUCAACGAGGCGGACGUGGACUCCUGCUCCGUGCUCAUGCCCGACGAUCCUCUCUUCGAAGACUACGGGGUGGUGAACGCGGCCAUCUUGCGCGACCACGCGCAGGUCGAGGCUGCUUUCUAUCGCCACUUUCAUCGGAGUCUCGACCACAACCGGCUCAGUCGAGAGGCUCGCGCCGACGUAGUCGUGGUCACGUUCACAGAUAGCGGCGGCAAGCAGAGCGAAAGGCGCUUAAGCAAAGACGAGUUCAGUGCCCUGGAGAUCGCAACUGAUGGCAGCUGCGCGUGGAUAUGGGACGAAAAGGUCAAGCAUCGAACGCAAGGCGCGUUCGCAAUCGAGACGAUUGGCGACACCUCUGUGAAAGGCAUGGCCGCUGAGGAGAUCCGUGACGUUUUCGAGCGCCUCUGUGUGAUGCCCCGGCCCGGGUCUCAGGUGGAGAUUCUGGUAUGCCAUCAGAACAUCAUCCGUUAUUUCUUCUUGAGGGCAAUGCAAUUCGACACCAGGGCGUGGUUGAACCUUGGCGGCUCCAACUGCACCAUGACCCAACUUCGCAUCACGCGGCGGGGAGAUGUCAUUUGCGAUUUUAUGUUCGAUCACGGGAGUCAGAUGCCAGUGAGCCACUACACGUUCAACAAGCAUCCCGAUGUGUAG
Messenger RNA from Prorocentrum cordatum, 1548 nucleotides. NCBI's taxonomy places the organism in Eukaryota, Dinophyceae, Prorocentrales, Prorocentraceae. The record is from the annotation of a GenBank genome assembly.